AUGGACCAGAAGUCGAGCCACCAGCUGUUGCACACCUCCCACCCACUCACUGGUGGUUUACAACAGCUCACCGUGUACGCGCACCGCUACAGUUCUAGCCCAGCCUUCUCGCCCAACCCGGAGGCAGGCUCCCGUUCCGAGUCCCACCCCGCGGAAAGACUGCCAAAGAAGAGAGAAGAAUCAGAGAGAGUCCCACCCACACAUUCUCGAUCCCACCAUUCACAGUGCGACAUGGUAUUUUAG
This is a messenger RNA of Clonostachys rhizophaga, 243 nucleotides long. The record is from the annotation of a GenBank genome assembly. Lineage: Eukaryota; Fungi; Ascomycota; Sordariomycetes; Hypocreales; Bionectriaceae.